AUGAACAGGCAACAGUUUGAUAACAAUGGGGGAAAUGUCCAGUUACAAGGGAAAGUGGAAUAUGCAACCUUCAUUCAGAAUGUCGGAGCCCAAGACCAAGACAGACAAAGCACGAAUCACUGCCCCGACUACCUAGCAGAGACUGACCCACGUAUCAUAAAAACGAGGAUCUAUCAGACAAGAGGCGCCGCCCUCAAGGAGUCAUACGACUGGAUCCUCCGCCAUCCUCAGUUCCAAUGUUGGCACAACAGCAACGGCAGCCAGGUCCUUUGGGUCAAGGGAGAUCCCGGUAAAGGCAAGACGAUGCUACUCUGUGGUAUUAUCGACGAGCUCCGUCCUACCUCAAGACUAGUAGACCCCCAAGCCAAGACAUUCCUAUCUUUCUUUUUCUGUCAAGCUACAGUCCCCAAGCUGAGUAACGCCCAUGCGGUCCUCUGUGGUUUGAUCUAUAUGCUCGUGGACACGCAGCCGUCGCUUCUCUCCUACGUACACAAAAGAUUCAAAGACACCGGGGAGCCGCGAUUUGGGGAUACGGAAGCAUGGACUACAUUGUGCACUAUGUUUGUGGACAUUUUGCGGGACCCCAUCGUGGACAAGAUCUAUAUCGUGGUUGAUGCUCUCGACGAAUGCGUGCAGGGCCAAGACAAGCUCUUGCAAUUUAUUCUCAAGGAGACGAAAGAGUUACCGCACGUCAAAUGGAUCAUUUCCAGCCGGAACCAUGUUGAGCAGCGGACAAGGCUUGACGACUCGCAGUCAAUACUGAGCCUGGAACUACAGGAAAAUGCUGAAUCCGUGUCUGUGGCUAUCGCAGCUUACAUUUCCGACAGAAUAGCGGAGCUUGAAUCUCUGCAGGACGAUGAUACCUUGCUGGAAUAUGUUCGCCAGAUCCUCCAGGAAAAAGCCGAAGGAACGUUUCUCUGGGUGGCUCUCGUUGUCCAGGAACUCCAGGACGUCGAUAGCUGGGAUGUGAGGCAGGUGGUUGAUGAUGUACCAAAAGGGUUGGAUGAUCUGUACGCGCGGAUGAUAGAUCAGAUCGGACAAAUAGAGCCUCGAAGCCGAGAGUACUGUCAGCUCGUCCUCUCAGCGACUGCACUAGCGUAUCGGCCGCUUCAGCUACUGGAGCUGGGGGUGGUGUCUGGACUCCCCGACAAGAUCGCCGGAAGCGCCAAGAAUAUCGAGACGAUCGUGAAAAGGAGUGGCUCUUUCCUCACGGUUCGGGGCGAGACUAUCUACUUUGUGCAUCAGUCUGCCAGGGAUUAUCUGAUCAAGAAGGGUGGUCAGAGAAUAUUCUUGUCUGGCCUUGCGGCUGCCCACCACCAAAUGUUUACGCAGUCACUCCACAUCUUGGACAGGACAUUGCGGCGCGAUAUUUACAGUCUGGUCGCCCUAGGUACUCCUAUCAACCAGGCCAAGAGGCCUGAGCCAGAUCCACUUGCGGCAGCAGGCUACUCUUGUAUCUACUGGGUAGACCAUCUCGGACAAUCUGGAUCCUCCGAAGAACUUCAGGACGCUGGCACGGUUGACUCAUUCCUCCGAAGCCGAGGUAUUUACUGGCUCGAGGCACUGAGCCUUCUUCGAAGUAUAACGGAUGGGAUAAUGUCGAUUCAGAAACUCGGCAUUCUGCUACGGGGACACCCAGGAGCAGCCAGAUUGAAGAAUCUGGUCCAGGAUGUGUACCGGUUUAUUCUAUACCAUCGAGGCGCAAUCGAGAACAGCCCUCUCCAGGCGUAUGGUUCGGCGCUGGUGUUUAGCCCACCACGGAGUAUGACCAAGCAGCUGUUCCAGCAGGAGUGGCCCAAUAAUAUCGCAAUGACGCCGGCGAUGGCAGAUGACUGGGAUGCGCACACCGGAGCCUGCCUGCAGACGCUGGAGGGCCAUGACAACCGGGUCAACUCAGUGGUGUUCUCCCACGACAGCAGCCGCGUCGCGUCCGGGUCUGGGGACAAGACGAUCAAGAUCUGGGAUGCACAGACCGGCGCCUGCCUGCAGACGCUAGAUGGUCAUGAUAACAGGGUCACCUCAGUGGUGUUCUCCCACGACAGCAGCCGCGUUGCGUCCGGGUCUGGGGACAAGACGAUCAAGAUCUGGGAUGCACAGACCGGCGCCUGCCUGCAGACGCUAGAUGGUCAUGAUAACAGGGUCACCUCAGUGGUGUUCUCCCACGACAGCAGCCGCGUCGCGUCCGGGUCGUUUGACAAGACGAUCAAGAUCUGGGAUGCGCACACUGGCGCCUGCCUACAGACGCUGGAGGGCCAUGACGACUGGGUCAACUCAGUGGUGUUCUCCCACGACAGCAGCCGCGUCGCGUCCGGGUCGUUUGACAAGACGAUCAAGAUCUGGGAUGCGCACACCGGGGCCUGCCUGCAGACCCUUGGCAUCGACUCUGUUGUUAGCAAUCUUUCUUUCGAUGCCACCGGCUCAUCUCUUCACACUGACGUUGGAAUUUUCGCCCUUUGCGACUCGCUGACACUUACCCCUACGACUCUGACUGAAGUCAAUCUGGGUUAA
Penicillium argentinense is the source of this 2508-nucleotide messenger RNA. RefSeq names its product Vegetative incompatibility protein HET-E-1. Lineage: Eukaryota; Fungi; Ascomycota; Eurotiomycetes; Eurotiales; Aspergillaceae. The coding region runs from base 1 to 2508 and encodes 835 amino acids. Gene Ontology annotation, molecular function: protein binding. The record is from RefSeq and is a predicted model, not a curated record. The transcript is spliced from 5 exons.